AAGACCGCGGCGGAAGUGACCUUUGUGUACCGGUUUUCGAUUUGCAAUGUUGCUGCUCGUCACAUGGCACUUUUUCACAAACUUUUCCGCCACAACUGAUGAAAAUGAGUAGUGGUUCAAAUCAGAGGACUCUGUUCCAGACUUGGGGUGCAUCUGCUCCUCAAAACAGCAGUGUUCAACCGAAAAAAGAUACCAAGAAAGCCGCUGGACGGCGCAAAACAACCCCAGGCAACACCUCUCAGGUAGCUAAAACACAUCCUCCUCGGAAUCCUCUAUGGACUCAGAUAGGCCAAGAGUCCACGUCCACAUCAGAGGACCAUAACCCUGCAUUUGGAGAUGAAGAUGAUGACGACGAUUUGAUGUUAGUCGCUGUCUAUGAAGCUGAAAAAAGCCUGGAACUUGAUAAUGCAAACUCUCUUAGGUAUGACAACCCUAUAGAAACAGAGAGCACUGCCCUCUCUCCCAUCCCAUCAGGUGGACAGACAUAUCCAGACUUCCCUGGCUUUGACAGCUCUUCAGCUAAAGUAUGGAUUUACCCCACCAACUAUCCUAUCAGGGAGUACCAGCUGAAGAUAUCAGAGGCUGCCCUGUUUCAGAACACACUGGUUUGUCUACCCACUGGUCUGGGAAAGACUUUUAUAGCCUCUGUGGUUAUGUACAACUUCUACCGCUGGUAUCCAUCAGGGAAGAUUGUAUUCAUGGCUCCUACCAAGCCUCUGGUGGCACAACAGAUCGAGGCCUGUUAUAAAGUGAUGGGGAUCCCACAGGCACAUAUGGCUGAGCUGACAGGCAGCACAGCAGCAAAGCAGAGGCAGGAGGUGUGGAGAACCAAGCGUGUCUUCUUCCUCACCCCUCAGGUCAUGAUGAACGAUCUGUCCAGGGAGAGCUGCCCGGCUCUGCAGAUCAAGUGUGUGGUGAUUGAUGAAGCCCACAAAGCACUUGGCAAACAUGCCUACUGUCAGGUCAUCAGACAGCUUAGCAGCCAGACUCUGCAGUUCCGGAUUUUGGCCCUGAGUGCAACUCCAGGGGCAGAUACAAAGGCAGUGCAGUCGGUGAUCUCUAACUUGCUCAUCUCCCACAUUGAGCUGCGUUCAGAAGAGAGUCCAGACAUCCAGGCUCAUUCUCACCAGCGCAGUGUGGAGAAGAUGGUGGUUCCCCUUGGGGAGGCUCUUUCUGCUCAGCAGGCGCGCUACCUUGAGGUUCUGGAGAAGUUCAUGUCUCGUCUGGUCCAGAACCGGGUGAUGGCACAGAAAGACCUGCGGACUCUCAGCAAAUACCAGCUCAUCCUCGCCAGGGAUCAGUUCCGCAAGAACCCACCACAAAACAUCAAGGGUCCACAGCAGGGAAUGCUGGAGGGCGACUUUGCCCUUUGCAUCAGUCUGUACCACGGCUACGAGCUUCUGAUGCAGAUGGGGCUCCGAUCACUCUUUUUUUACAUCCAGGGAAUCAUGGACGGGUCCAGAGAGAUGUCCAGGGCCAGAAAUGAGCUGCAGAGGACUCCCACCUUUAUGGACCUUUAUCAAGAGAUGGAGGCAAUGUUUCUGAAGCCACCUGCCGGUCCAGAUGAGCCUUUUCUACACAGUCACCCCAAACUGGAGAAACUGGAGGGGGUGGUAUUGCAGCACUUUAAUCUGUGGGCUGAGCGUUCGGCUGACAAUAAUGGUUCAUCUCCUCAGGAAGUAAGCACACGUGUUAUGAUCUUUUCAUCGUUCCGUGAAAGCGUACAGGAGAUAGCCGCCAUGUUGAACCGUCACGCUCCGCUGAUACGGGUCAUGACCUUUAUGGGCCAAGCUUCAUCGGGGAAGGGAGUCAAAGGCUUCACCCAGAAGGAACAACUGGAGGUGGUGAGCAGGUUUCGUACAGGAGGCUUCAACACACUGGUGUCGACCUGUGUGGGGGAGGAGGGAUUGGAUAUCGGAGAGGUAGACCUUAUUGUUUGCUUUGAUGCACAGAAAAACCCUAUCCGCCUGGUGCAGCGGAUGGGACGAACAGGGCGUAAGCGUAAGGGUCGGAUUGUUGUCAUCUUAGCCGAGGGACGUGAAGAGAGGAUAUACAACCAGAGCCAGAGCAGCAAGCGCAGUGUGUACAAGUCCAUUAUUGGUAACACAAACAGCUUCCACAUGUACCUGCACAGUCCCCGCAUGCUACCUGAUGGAGUGAACCCCUUCUUGCAUAAGAUGCACAUCACCUGCGGACAGUUUGACCAUCAGGAGAGCAGCAGGCGCUCUGUUGUGGGGCGACGGUCCCACUCUGAGGGACGGGCCUCGCUCAUACACCCUCAAAACCUGAUUCAUCAAGGCAAUGUGACAUCAGACGGGUUUCUCAGCAGUAGUGAAUUCUCCCUCUGGGCGUCUACCAUGAAGCUACAGGAAGAUGAAACUCAUCCAACCUUGAAGCAGUCACACUUCAUGUCUCUACCCAGUGAUCCUCCACCUCAGGAGGAUUCUUCAAAAAGUAGCCCACCAUCCAGAGAGCUAUCUUUGUGGGAAUGGAGACACUGGCAGCACAAAGUUCUUCCCACCCAUGUCGUUGAUCAUUCUCUCCGCUGCCACCACUUCAUUAAAGUAAUGGAGCUCAUAGACGGCAUGAGAGAGGAAAAUGAGGGGGAAUGUCGAUACGAACAGGAGCUCCUUCCUUACCUCCAAAAAGAAGAGGCUGUUGGCGCUGUGAAGAAGAAACAGAAGAAACAAAAGAGCACAAAGAUGUGCGCCAAAUCUUCCACCAACAGACACAAACCAUCACACUCAACUGUUUCUGAUCUGGAAUGGAUUGAUGAGGAAGAAGAGAGAGGAGAAACACAAAGAAAAGGCUUAAUUUCUGAGUUUGUCGUGAGGAAAGAAGCAACCCCUGUUCAACCAGAUGCAGAGGCACCUUGUGAUGACAUCACAGGUGAACCAGGAAGUGAGGCUAACUCCCCUCACCUCCCCUCUUUCCCCUCAAACAAAGACUGCCCAGGAGCAGACAUAGAUGGCUGUUACAUUGUGAACAAAGAUGGCAUUAAAUCAGAAAACAUAGCUGAUGAACCCGUAAACUUAGAAAAACUUUCACAGCUGAUUACAAACACUGAUGAAGAUGUUGAGCUUCAGACCAUGUUCUACCUCCCUAAAUGGGCUUCGUCGACUCCUCUCUCUUCUGCGAAACUCACUCAAGCGAGAGAUGCAAGUCUGAAGAUCAUCCUCGCCAACGUGGCUGACCUCCUGUCCCGGUCUCCUCCGUCUUUGGAUGAAGAUUUUGAGUUCAACAUGUCUGCUCCGUUACCUCCUCCCUCUCCUCAGUGGCCUCAGCAGUCAUUCAAGGUCAGCUUUACCCUGGACGUUGACGAUGAUGAUGAUGAUGAUGAUGAUGACAACAAUGACGUGAUGAUGAGUGAUGCUGACGAAGUCCCCCAGAGGGUGGACAAAGACGAGCAUCCAGUGAGUAUGGCGGACAAUAAAAGGUAUUGUGAUUGGCCCCUUAGGAAGCAGGAGGAGAGAAUCAGAAUAGCAACAGGAAGUCCCAGCUGGGAUGAGGUUUUUGAGGAGGAAGAGCUGAAUAUUGAUCAUGACAAAAAAGAUGGCAAUAUGAAGGUGGAUGAAGAAAAAAUCAGUGACUUUGAGAUGGAGGAUGAAGAAGCUGAGGAUGAAAAGGAAAUAAGAGAUGAAGAGGAUGAAAAGAGUUGUUGGGAUCACGGUGACCCUCAGAUAGACCAGAGCAUGGACCUGUUUGGAGACGAUGAAGCCUUCCUGCAGAUGACCAUCCCAGACAUCUCCACUCCAGGUGUCUCACCCAGGAAAUCCCCUAAAGCUACAAACAUCACUGACGGCAUGAUUAAGAUGUCUGACGCUUUACAUAAUCACACGCCAGCAAACCCAUGUAGCAGCACACACCCAGCGCACACAGCUGACUUAGCACGCACAAAGCACAUAACUCAUACUCCGCAUGCCGGGCUGAUAUCAGACACUCGCAGCUCUGCAGAGGCAAAACAAAAUCCUGAGUCAUCUGACGGAUCUCAUGACUACUUCUCCGUCAACUUCGACCUCGGCUAUUCCUUUGAGGAAUCUGAGGAAGAGGUAGAAGAGGAUGUCCAAAGUACAUCUCCACAGCCCAAAAAGAAAGCCUUGUCUAACUCCUCCACUCCGUAUAACAGCUCUCUUAGACAAAUAAUACCUCCACAGUCCAGUGGAUCCAAGUUAUCUUCACUACACACGCUGUCAGAACAGGGAAAGAGAGAAACAUCCUCUCCUCUGGCGCUGCCUUUAAUGUCAAAAGGUGGUGAACUCCCGUCUCCCAUCACAUCCCCUGGAGCAAGGCGGAAGCUUGCACCCAGUUACACCAGGCCACGCAGUCCGUCUUUGCUCUUCAGGUUCAAGCAGAGCAGACUGGAGGGUCCCACUGGGGCAGGGAAAGUCUCAGAAUCUAUCAGUGUGGCGGACUCUCCUCCACUUCCAGUGAACUGCAGCAGUGACAGUGAGGAUGAUGUCAUGGUUCAAAAGAGAAGGCAUCAGAGCAAAGUGAACCCAUUGUCGUCGCCUGAAGUGUCAAAGAUCUGCAGUGAUGUGGACUCCCCACUUGUUGUGAACAGGAAACGAACAGCUGCACUUAAUACAUCUGAUGAAGCUGAGAGUGGAACCGUUUCUGAUGAUGAUUUCAAGAACGAGUUCACGCACAGACCUGCAGCAGCUGUGAGACGAGGAGUCCAACAGGGUAAAGCCAAGAGCGCCGUGAGCAGAAAAGGGCGUCAGUUCCUGGACGAAGAAGCAGAGCUGUCAGGGGAGGAGGAGGGUGCAGACGUGUCAACUGAUGAAGAGGACGGAGAUGAACUGAACAAGUCCCUUGAAGGCUUUGUGGUCGACAACAUGCACUUUUCCCAGGGACUAAAUGACUCUGAGAUGUGCGGUGUUUACCUGAAGUCAGUGAGAAGCCCGACAGUCCAUGGCAAGUUCAAAAUGUCCUACAAAAAACAUCACAACAUGGACAUAUUUUCACAGGUUCCUGAGCUGGAUGAAACAUACGCAGAAGACAGCUUUGUAGUGGGGAAUGAGGUGGAGGAGGAGGUGGAGGAGGUUAGGAGCAGUGAAGACGUGGAGGAGGAUGUUGAACUUAUGCCUGAGGACUCGUACGUAGACGGGCGGAGGCAGUAUGCCACCAGACGGCGAGUUUUCAUUCACAAAGCCAGAGCAGGAGCCAAAACUACUACUGAUUCUGCCCAGCAGCAAACAGCUGGGGUCAAACCCAAGCGUUCACGGGUCAUACGUGUUCAGGAUUCGAGUGAAGAUGAGGCAGAGGAAGCUGGGAGAAGGGAAAGUGUCGUUACAGGAGGGAAUCGUGCUGCCCCCUUGUGGCCAAAGAUGGUUCAGCCAGAGCCGAGCAGACAUCUGGAGCAGCAGAAGCCCCCAUCUUCUACUUUGACUUCAACUAUAGCAUCAAAGGUCUCGAAGCUGAGCAAGGCACAGAGAUGCUCCAUGACCACGGAGGAGCAAAAUGAGAGGUGUCGCCAGAGGUUUGAAAACCAGCAUAUGGUCUCUGAUGAACUGGACUUUGCAGAGCCAGAUUUGCCAUUACUCUCUAAGAAACAAUCAGGGGCCCUCCCUACCACCUCUAUGCCUCAGCCUUCCACUGCCCAGGAAGCAGCAGUCAGUGAGUCUCCUGCUCCAUCAGGGCCGGUUAACAUCCUGGCUGACAGUCGCUGCAUCAGCAGUGGAGUGGAGCUAAUGGCGUGCCUCCGCCAGCGCCACUCAGCCACCGUUCACAUCUGCUCGCUGGAUGGCAGCUACUUCAUCGUCAGCAACCGCAUGGCUGCAGAGAGGCACAGCCAAUCAGAUUUGGGCUCGAUGCAGCACAGGAAGAGAUUGGCUGAGAGAGUGAACAGCUUGCAGGGAUCGUUUGAGCGCAUUUGUCUGAUUGUGGAGAAGGAUAGGACAAAGCCAGGUGAGGCGUCGCGUCCCUUCCAGCGAACCCGUUACUAUGACAGCACUUUGACAGCACUGGUGCGAACAGGAGUGCGUUUGCUUUGGAGUGGUGGCCCAGAAGAGAGCGCCGGCCUGCUGGCGGAUCUAGCACGGCUGGAGCAACGUAAAGGUCAGGGCAUCACUGUACCUUUGGAGGUCAAAGGUCAGCACAGGCAGCAGGCCCUGCAGCUGUACUCCAGCCUGCCCUCAGUCAACUACGCCCACGCCCUCAGCAUGAGCCACAACUUUAGCUCCAUUGCACAACUCAUUAACAGCUCUGUUGAAGCCAUACAGAAGGGUGGCUGUAUGAGUCAGUCUAGAGCUGAGGAGGUCUACCGCUUCCUGCGCUACUCCUGCGACUCUUUCCUCUUGAGCACAUUAAAAACAGGAAAAAACAGCUAGCAGGGUAGGAGGUAAACAUUUAAGGACUUCUUACUGACACACCCCUACCUCCUUCUUCUACUCUUCUACCAGUAAGAGCCUCAGGACACUGGUUCCGCCUCCUUGCACAAUAAGGGAAUACAACUCGGCUCCAUUCAUGUCAUGCAAUACCACAGAUUUCUAGAAAUAAGGCAAACUUAUUGUUUUAUUCAGUAUUUCUUUUUAAGCAUUUGGCUGAGACGUGUUUUCCGUUACACA
This is a messenger RNA of Notolabrus celidotus (New Zealand spotty), 6566 nucleotides long. It is a transcript of the gene fancm, whose product is annotated as FA complementation group M. Gene Ontology annotation, molecular function: 3'-5' DNA helicase activity; ATP binding; four-way junction helicase activity. NCBI's taxonomy places the organism in Eukaryota, Metazoa, Chordata, Actinopteri, Labriformes, Labridae. The record is from RefSeq and is a predicted model, not a curated record. Gene Ontology annotation, biological process: double-strand break repair via synthesis-dependent strand annealing; interstrand cross-link repair; replication fork reversal.